This is a messenger RNA of Cydia pomonella (codling moth), 7481 nucleotides long. RefSeq names its product thyroid receptor-interacting protein 11 (gene Gmap). Bases 276 to 4712 code for a protein of 1478 amino acids. The transcript has 9 exons. Gene Ontology annotation, cellular component: Golgi apparatus. Gene Ontology annotation, molecular function: small GTPase binding. Gene Ontology annotation, biological process: Golgi organization; endoplasmic reticulum to Golgi vesicle-mediated transport. NCBI's taxonomy places the organism in Eukaryota, Metazoa, Arthropoda, Insecta, Lepidoptera, Tortricidae. The record is from RefSeq and is a predicted model, not a curated record.
CAAGGACUUGCUGCUUACUGCGCCAUCGAUGCCUUAUCUAUGUAAAACAUCUUUGUCACUAUGUAAAUAUCGUCAUACAUGCACAAAAACUGCACUACGACUAUUUAAGUAUACAAAUGCAAAUACAGAUAUAUUCGAAAAUGUAAAUUUACUGAUAUAUUUGUAUUAUCAACCAUCGCCGUAUCCCUUAACAAAAGGUAGAAAAACACGUCCCAACGCAUAGCUAAUUGUAAAUACGAACCUCUGAACUCGGCGCCUCUAGUCAUUGCAUUUUCAUGAAGGCUUUACACACACAUACACACUAUAUUAGUUUACGUGUGUGCGUAAAGGCGUUACUGAAACUCAGGCGCCGCCUUAAAGUCAGUCGAUGCGCGGACGUCACAGCGGACGGUCGUCGAUUUAGUCGCGUUCGAAAUUCAAAAGUGACAGUUAUCACAGGAUUGAGUGAGAGACUCAACCGAAAAAAUGGAGUCAAAGAAAAAGAAGAAGAAUCCAGUUGGUACUGGGACCCUCCGCCGCAGCCUGCGCGAACUGACGCGGACAUCGAAAACGUGUACAAAACGCAAAUUAAAGAACUACAAGACGAAAUAUCCACCUUAAAAGAACGCUAUAAUAUAGAUCCGAGACAAGAUAAUGACGACGAACUUGAGAAACUAAGGGAAGAAAACAAAAACCUAACGACAAAUCUAGAAGAUUUGGAUUCUCAACAUCAGCUAGCUAUGGAGAGACUUUUAAGCUUAAAGAAAGAGUUGCAAAAGAAUUUUGAAGUUCUAAGGCAAGAGCAUGAAGAUCUAAAGUACAACAACGAUGAAUACGCAAAUGAAAUUAAGGUUCUGCAAGCUAAAAUAGCAGAGAAGGAUAAAGAUUUGGAAACUUUGAAGACAGCUAAGGCAGAUUAUGAUACGUUGCACCAUAAAUAUAUGAAUUUAGAAAGAGUACAUGAUCUCUUAAGAGAAAAUGCUGAGAAAUUUCAGGAAGAGAAUCAAGAAUUACAUGAAGAAAUAUUUAAAUUACAGGAGCAGGUAACUAAAUUAGAACACGAAGUAGAAAUUGUUACUAAGCAUUCCGAGUUGUCUGAGACUGUACCUAGAGAUAGGUACGAAGAGUUGUUAAAGGAACUGAAUGAUCUCAAAGACAGUAGAAACUCCAACCACCAGCAUAUUGAUGAAGUCAAUAUUGAUGAUAACGCUAAGAGUGUCAUCGAAACAUUGAAAAGAGAAUUGCAUGAAGUGAAACAUAGAUUAGCUCAAAAGGAAAGUGACGCGCAAUCGGAGAGCAAAGUAAUUAAAACUGAAAAGAUAAUACAGUUUUAUAAUAAAUACGUGAACUUUGAAAUUCCUGUAGAUUACCUGGGAGAAGUGCCAUCGAGUGGCGAAAAUAUAGUGGUAUUUAAAUUAGAAAGUGUUUUUAAAACACUGAAUUCCUUUAAGAAAGACAUUGAUAAGCUUAACCAUAAGCUGUCUGAGAAGAAACUUAACAUCGACCAUAUGCAGACACAGAUAGAUGAUUUGACAACAGAAAAUGACUUCUUAACCAAUGACUUACAUCACACAGAGAGAGAGUUGGAGGAAAUGAAAAAGAAUAAUGACUUUUUGAUAUCAGAAAUUGCGGCCUUAAAGAAUACGUCCAAACUAGAACCUAUAAUAGAAACGCAUGAAGAUAACUUAGCAAAACUAGAGACAGAACUAGCAGAUUCAAAUAAAUUAAAUAAGAAUUUCGAGUCUAAAAUACAACGAAUAGAAAAAGAACUAGAGGCAGUUAAACAUGAGAAAGUUUUGCUGCAAACAAGCUUAGCUGACUUGAAAGAGAAAUAUACGUUGAUGCUUAGUGAACUAGACAUGUUCAAAACAAAAACAAAGGAUGUGGAAGACUUAGAAAAGACUGUCAAUAUUGCAAGUGAAGAAAUGGUUAAAAACUGUACACAUGAAAUCCAUGACUUGAGAAAGCGGCUUAAUGCUGCUAAUGCUAAAAACGAACAAUUGUCAAUAGACGUGCAUAUUGCAGAAAAUGACAAAGUAUUGCUUACGCAAGAAAUUGAUAAUCUUAAGCAAAGUCUUAAACACGACACACAGAGUUCGUCCAAAUCUAAUGACGAACAUGAUGGAAGGUUACCAGAGGUUGUUGAAGAUAGUUUAGAGCCACAAGCUAGAGCUGCGAGUAGUCAUUUAUUAGAAACAAGUGCAAAACAGAAAAAUAUCAACAACGUAUUGAAAGAAGUUGAAGUAAUAAAAUUAGAAAAAGCACAAAUUGAAGCGCAAUUGGAUAUCGCCAAGGAUGAAAAUACGCUAUUAAAGGAAGGUAUUAGCCAACUUAAUACGGCAAUUGAUCACAUUAGACAGCAAGAGCAACACUUGCUUAUUCAAAUAGACGAUUUAAAGAAAUCAAGACAAGCAGUACUUGACAACGAACAGCUGCUUCAAGGAACUAUUGAAAAGUUGAAUGCAAAGGUAGAAACGCAAGAAAUAUUAACUACGGAGAUAGGUAAACUCAAAGAAGAAAAUUUACAUUUGACUCAAAAGAAAGUUCAACUAGAAGCAGAGUUGUUAUCUACAGAUGGUAAAAUCACACAAUUAAAUCAAGAAUUUGAAAAAGUAUUAUGCAAUGUAAGUGAAAAAGAUAGUCUUAUAGACGCUCUAAAUACCACUGUCACUGAAAAUAACUCUAAAGUAAUUUAUUUGAAUGAAAAAAUAUCAGAGUUAGAAAAUAAUUUAGUGUCUAAAAACAAUGAAAUCAUCAAACUACAAAAAUCUGUCGAACAUGUUACUGAAGCAUUAAAUCAAACAAACCAGCAAUCAAAUCAAAGUAAAGAAGUGAUUUUACUAGAAAAAGAAUCUCUGAACCAACAGCUUAUUGAGCUUAAUGUUGAGCUUAAAAAUAAAACAGACCAAAUUUCUGCCUUAAACAAUACAAUUGCAGAAGUUGAAAGAAAUUGUUCUGAAUUCAAAUCAUUAGCAGAUGAGAAAGACAAGGAAAUCAAAGAACUACGUCAAAGUAUAGUUGAAAUUAGUGACAAACUGAAAAAUGUCGACCAUACAACAAAUGCUGAUGAUUACGCCAUAUUACUUAAAGAAAAAGAAGCCAUACAAAGCCAAGUUGUAGAUCUGCAAAAUAAUAUUACUGUUAAGCAGGAGGAACUUAAUGAAAUUAAAGCAAAACAUGACCUAACGGAGAAAGCUUGUAUUGAAUACAAAACUUUAGUAGAAAACACAACAGCCGAAAAAACGGAGCUAAUAAAUCUAGUUAAUUUAAAACAUAAUGAAAGUUUGCAGUACCACAACGAAAUACAAAGGCUAAAUCAUAUCCUUUUAGAGCAGAAUUCUGAAAUGAAAAAAAUGAUUGAAGAAAGGAAUCAGCAAAUGCAAAAUAAUGAAAGCUGUCCAACCUGCGAGAAUUUACGAAUGACUCUUCGAGAAAAGGAUGAAAUAAUAAUGAGUCUUAAUCAGAACAAUAGUGUGUUUGAAAAGAAUAAGGCUGAUUUAUUAAAUGCGAAUGAAAGUUUGAGAAUGUUAACGGAGAAAUGCGACGGUUUGGAGAAAAAUCUUCAGAUUCAGCUGGAGAAUGUAAAGACAUUGGCAGCAGAAAAGAUACAGCUCUCAGAGCAACAUGAUAACGCCACGCGCGAACUGGAGCGACUACGUCACCAUCUAGUCGAGAUGGAAGACAACUAUACACAAGAGCUGAUGACGUCAGAACAGAAACUGACGGAAUGCCAGUCGAGGUUGCAACAUGUAGAGGAAAGAGCUAAGCAGAGCAGUACGGUUUAUACUAGUAAUAGCAUCCGAGCCAAUCAAGAAGUAGAAACGCUGCGUAACCAGAUCAAGCUGUUGGAGAAGCAACGAGAAGAGGUCCAGGCAAGGUUAGGGGAAGCUGAAGAUGCGAGGGGACGAAGUGAGGCUGCGCUAACCAACCUUCAAGUCGUUCUAGAGCAGUUCCAAUUAGACAAAGAACGUGACAUCCACGCCGCCACCGAAAAAAUAAGAAACAAAAUGGAGGACCUGAAAAAAGAAAAUGGCGGACUACAGAAAGAGAUAGAAAAACUCAACGUAAAACUGCAAGAAUCUUUAGCUGGUCUCCAAGCCGCCACAAGACUUGGGGAUCAACUAGAAACAAAAACAGCGCAAAUCAAUGAUUUGAAAGAACAAGUGAAAACUCUGCAGACGUCGGUAGGCGCGGCCGAAGAGAGAUACUACAAAGCCAUAUCCAACCAACAAGACAAAGUGGACAAGAACCUCGUCAAGAACCUUGUCUUAAACUUCGUGCUUACUGCGGGGAACAAUACUAAUAAGACACAAAUACUGCGGGUACUUUCAACGGUGCUAGAUUUCAACCAGCAGGAGUGCCGGAAGCUUGGCUUAGAGAAGGCCCCCCCUACGGACAGUUUGGCCGCAGAAUUCGUCAAAUUCCUCCAGGACGAGAGCAAGCCGCGUGCGCCGUUACCGAGCAUGAUGGGUCUCACCAGGAGUAAUACGCCGAGCUCGAGGAAAAGUUCUACCAUAGGUCCAUCUCCCAUCCCAUCAGAAGUCCUGGGACACAAGCGUAACCCCUCCACCGGCUCCAACAACCUCCUCUUCCAAAACAUAGACAACGUGGAGACCACCUCGCAGAUAUCCAUCGAGUCCGACCAUCGAGUCUCCACUAGUAUGGACACGGGAGUUAACCAGAUGAGGAACACAGAGGGCGCCAUUUUGAAACAUGUUUUGAAAGAUAUGUAGGUAAAUACAGUACCUAAACAUAUUAUAGAAAAGUUACCUACUAAUUCAAAACAUAGACAACGCGGAGAACAUGACAGAUAUUCAUCGAUUCUGACCAACGAGUCUCCACUAGUAUGGACACAGAAGUUAACCAGACGAGGAACACAGAGGGCGCCAUUUUGAAGCAUGAUUUGAAGGAUAUUUAGGUAAAUACAGUAAAGAUAUUAUAGAAAAGCUACCUACUCUUUCAAAACAUAGACAAAGUGGAGAGCACAUCACAGAUAUCCAUCAAGUCCGACCAUCGAGUCUCCACUAGAAAUACAGAGGGUGCCAUUUUGAAACGCGUUUUGAAGGAUACGUAAAUAAAUAUGUAUAAUUGUAAAAUAUACCGUUUAUAGAAAACGCUAAACAAAAUUUAAAUAAGAUCACGUGACUUUUAUCCGCAUUUGUCAUCUCGAUACAAUUUUCUUUUCGUUUGUCGUCUAUCAUCUUGGCUACGGCCUCUGAGAGUUGUACGUCUGUACAUUUGUUUAAAGUUGACCAAGUUUUUGUAUUGAAAUAAUAAAUGUGCUGUCAACGCGAACCAGUCUCGGUCUUUCUAGUGCUUGGAACUGAAGACUUAGGCUCUCCAAAGCAUGUCACGCGAGGAACUUAACACAUUCAAUACCAAGCAAGGCUCGGAAACCGGUUAAAUUUCCAAACCGUUAUCAUUUACUUGGCGCCAAACGUUUUAAUUUCGGUUUCGUUCGUAAAACGGUUAUUUUUAAACCGGUUUUUAGGGGAACAUUUCCAUGAAUUUCUUAUCAGAUAAACCGGUUUAGAACAAUAAAAACCGGUUUCUUCCUAGGUAGGUGUGAUGGUUUACGCGGCACACCACCAAGCCAACCGGCCGUCUCGUCGUUCGUCGAAUAAACCGGUUUGUUUAAGUUACAAUACAGUUCUUAAAACGUUCGCGUUCUUAUGAAAGUUCGGAGUAAAACCAAAAUAAACCGGUAUAUUACCGCUAUUUUGAAAACCGGUUCCUUUCGCUUGGCAAUGAAAGUGUUAAUAUAAAUUAGUUAUUGUAAAAUCAUUUUAAUGAGUGAUUGUUAUUCUAAUGUCCAUAAACUUCUGAAAAAAUAUGAAUGUAUUUCUUAAGACCUUACAAUCUCCAAAAAGUCUAUGAGUACAGGAGUAAGCCAUACCAAUUAAUAACAUAUAUGUGUUGAGAGACAAGGAAUUUGAUUUAAAAGACGUUCAUUCAACAAGACAAUUAGCUAAAGAAACAAAAAAACGUUUUUGAAGUACCUAUAUUAAAUAAUUACUUUAAAGUCUAUUUUUACCCGACUACGGCCAAAUGGACUAGAACUUGACCAGUUUGUUUAAAUCAUAGAUACUAAAAUUUCAUUUAUAAUCUACUGCGCAAUCUCAUCCAGCGGUAGCAGUAUGGUUCCAUUUUUAUCACUUGUCACUAUGCUCGUCACUUUCCCACUUACAUACUUGUUAGAACGUGACAGGCAUGGUGACAAAUGAUAAAGAGCUGACCAUCUUAGCCCUACUGGUCUAUUCAGAUAAUAAUUUCUUGUUAUAAAAAAAAAAACUGACUUUUCUGGAGUAACUGUUGGCUGACAUAUCAUAUCCAUAAUCAAUUAAUCAAACAUCAAACAUUUAUUCAGCAUAUAGGCCACAGGGGCACUUUUACUUGUAUUUUUUUUACCAAUAAACAAAAAUUACAAAUAUGGAAUCAAUGAGAUAUUAGAUAAUUUAUUAGAGAUGUAUACAGUCCCGAAAUGUCGAACUACACAAAAAAAUGAUAAAAAAUACAAACAAUAAAUACUAAAAAAAUUUAGAGAUGGAAUAGUCUCUAAGUGUCAGAGAUAAAAUAUAAUUAAAAUCGAUCCUUGAAUUAUCCUUAGAUAUGUAAAGGGUCUCCAAGACUUGUAUUCUUAUAUAAAUAAUUAAAUAACAAUUAAAUUUUAUUAUAUAAUUAAAACAGACCAACAGAAAAGAACCGUUAAUGCCACUCAAUAAAUUAUUAUCUGAAUUGUCCUCCGACUGUCAUUUUAGUAUAAAACCAGAUAGACUAGACAAUCUUACUGUUAUUUUAGUAUCUGUCAUAUAAAAACAUUAUAAAGUGUCGUGGUUCAAUUAAUAUAGUAUUAUUAAUCAGUGCUUUUCUACAAAUAACUGUUAAUCACAUUUGUACUCUAGUGAAUCUGUAAAAUAUUUAGCAUUUAUUUAACUUUGAGUUCAAUUUAAGUAUGUUCAAACAAACUUAAGUAUCUAAGUAGAUAGCUGAAGACAUAUCUGGGCUACCAACGUGCCAAAAAUAUCUUCACAUCGUUCUGUAUCAAUUAUAUCAGAACAGACUUAGUAGCGCAGAUAUUUUUUCUGCUGACUUUACUUUGUAUAUGGGUCAAAAGUCAUUUCGUUGUCUUGUUUUUGACCACUCUGUCACGCUUGUAUAUUAGUGACUAUCAAACAAAUAAAAGACUUCGAGUGCUAUUGCAUGUCUUUCUAGCUUUAGAUUAUAAUUCCCACGAGAAAAAUAAAAUAUUAAUUUCAAUCAUCUCAUAUAAAAAGCUCCAUUUCGUCACAUUUUUUGGGGACUAAAAACAAUACAACGAUAACAAUUUUGACCGAUAUGUUUUAGUACAUUUUAGUGCCUUAUUUAAAAAGAUUUUAGCAAUAGUUGUCAUAUUUUCACCGUUUAAACCAUUUUAUACAUAAUUUUGAGGAUGUUUUUUAUUUUUCGCAUAAAAUCGCGAAUUAUGCACGGAAGUAUAUAUUUUACGUUUAAAUUAUGUUUUU